Paramecium sonneborni is the source of this 1081-nucleotide messenger RNA. Lineage: Eukaryota; Ciliophora; Oligohymenophorea; Peniculida; Parameciidae. The record is from the annotation of a GenBank genome assembly.
CUAAUAAUAUGCUUGAUUAUACAGGUAUUAUAAGUAUGAAAAGGGAGCAGUUCCAUGUAAACAUUAGGAAAUAAAGAAAUGAAAAACAAUUUAAAGAAUCAAGAAAAAAUUAUAUAUAAUCCCUCUUUUCUUAAUAAACAGAAAUGCAAGAAAUGUCGAACUAAAUUAGAGAUAAAUUUGAGAAAAAUGAAAAGCUUAAAGGAGAAUAUUUAUAAAUAAUGUUAGAUAAAAUUUUUGAAGCACUACAUAAAAAUAAUAAUUUGAACAUAUUAGAUGUAAAUUUAAGUAUUUAAUUUAGACAAUUGAUGCUGCUAUAUGGAUGUUAAAAUCUGUAGAAGAUCAAACUUAUGAAGAUGAAUUAAGUGAUAAUUUGAAGAUGUUAAGAAUAGUAGAUAAAAUAAUCUUAUAUUCUUAAGGAUAUGAGAUUGAUAAUGAACCAUUCAAUUCAUAAAUCAUUGUUUAUGCUGCAAAAGUUAGUAUAUGUACUUAAAUAGUUCUUAAAAUAUUGGACUUAAAUGGAAGAUCAAUCAUUACAUUAAAAAUUUGGUGAAAUAGCAGAAACAGUGUAUUUCUUGCUUAAUAAAUAAGAAUAGAUGUUUAUUAAGAGAGGAGCAGAUAUAUUGUAUAAUAUUGCUUUAAUUGAUAAUGGCAAAUUGUUAAGUAAAUUACAUGAGCUUAUUAUUUUUGGCCAAAAAUUAGUUAAACCUAUUUGUACUGUAUUAAAAACAACAUAAAAUACAUAAAUAUUAUCUACAUUAUGGAGAGUGGUUUUAUAAACAUUUCUAGAUUAAGAUAAGAGUGGAUAACUUUUAUAUAUCAAUUUUAUUAUAAAAGAUAAUUAGGAAAAUAUACGAUUUUUUAAUCUCUUGGUAAAUUAGGUCUAAGAAUCAGAAUAAUAAAAUCUCAAGUUAUUUAAAAAUUAAAUGCAUUUAGUCUAGUAUAUACUUGAUUAUUAUUAAUCUGAUGAUUAGUAAAUCUAUGAAGAAUUUAAGUCAUUGUUAAUUACAUCAUCUUUUGCACUCAAAUUAAAAGAUCUUUGGCUUUUUCAUAAAUGGAAUUCUAUAGCAAAUGUUGCUCAUGA